GGCAAUCUCCUCCACUUCCGGGUGCCGAAGCUGUCUAUGCAAGAGGAAGGGAACUUGUUGGCUUUAGCUAUACGGCGGCUGCAUAACUGGCAUUUACCUGGCCUGCCGGUGUGGGGGAAACCAGGCAGCAACAGAUAUGUCUGAGAACACCACUGAGUCUGCUCCUAAUGAUGCGACAUUACCCGAGUCUGAAGAUGUUAUUUCUGACCCCGAGCAGCGUACAAUGGCUGAAGACUCACCAAGAAGCACAGCUGCUGAAAUACCCGUUACCAGCAAUGGAGAGAUUGACGAUCCAGAAGAACACGGCUAUAACUUGGACCUAAAGAGAUCAAUACCUGCUGGACUUGGUCUUUCGGAAACACAGAUCACGUCCCGUAGUUUAGACGGCAAUAAUGAAGGAAUUAUCGAGGCUGGUACCCUUCAAGGUUCCCUCUCCACACCCCGGUCUCCUGUAAUAUCUCCUAGUAGUACAGCAGCUAGCAGACUGGCUGGACAAGGAGAUGAUAUAAUUGUUCCCCCAGGGGGAAAACCACAGAAAAGUGGCCCAGUUGUCCUUUUUGAUGAACAAAAAAGUACAGCAAUUGAAAAGCUAGAGCUAGUAAGAAGAUGGAGUUUAAACACAUACAAGUGCACCCGCCAGAUUAUCUCGGAAAAACUGGGACGAGGCUCAAGAACAGUGGAUUUAGAGCUGGAGGCUCAGAUAGAAAUUCUUCGGGACAACAAGAAGAAGUACGAGCAUAUACUGAAGCUGGCUCAGACGCUGUCAUCACAGCUCUAUCAGAUGGUGCAGACCCAGAGGCAACUUGGAGAUGCUUUUUCAGACCUCAGCUUAAAGUCUUUAGAACUACAUGAGGAGUUUGGAUACAACGCAGACACGCAGAAACUACUUGCAAAGAAUGGGGAAACGCUUCUUGGAGCCAUCAACUUCUUCAUCUCUAGCGUAAACACCCUGGUAAACAAGACCAUAGAAGACACUCUAGUUACUGUCAAGCAGUAUGAAACAGCCAGGGUCGAGUAUGACGCAUAUCGCACAGACCUGGAAGAACUGAAUAUGGGGCCCCGAGAUGCCACCACCAUGCCGAAGAUUGAGCAGUCGCAGCAGCUUUUCCAGGCGCACAAGGAGAAGUAUGACAGAAUGCGAAGUGAUGUUUCUAUCAAACUAAAGUUUCUGGAGGAGAACAAGGUGAAGGUUCUUCACAAUCAGCUCGUCCUUUUCCACAACGCGAUCGCUGCGUAUUUUGCUGGGAACCAGAAGCAGCUCGAACAGACGUUGAAGCAAUUCCACGUCAAAUUGAAAACUCCAGGAGUGGACGCCCCAUCCUGGCUGGAGGAGCAGUAAUCAGACUUCAAAGCAAGAAGGCAUUGUCUACACAGGGCCGAUAAAUUUAACUUGAGAAAGGGGGCUCAGAAUCUUAUGGAUUCUUACAGACAGCUUUCACUUUUUCCUUUUUGUCAUACUUUAACAAUCAAAUUUAUUAAUGGUGGAGUGGGGCUUUAAUAUAUCCAGGCGCAGAUUCUGUAAUUUAAUUAGGGAACACUUUUUUUUUUUUGUACCGGGGCAACAGUCAAUAAAUGUAGGUAAAAUGAUGUCUUUGCACUGAAAACCAAAAUAAAUAACGACCAUAUUUGUGGCCCAGAUAGUGGCCAAUUGAAAUGUUUCCAAAGGGUAGUUAAACGAUUUCUAUCAAACAUCAGAUUUUAUAUAUCUCUAUCAGGCUUCUGUGAGGAGUUCUAUGUAACUGAGUUUUUAUUAAAAAGGCAAGAGUGCAGAUAUUUUGUAAAUUCAUACAAAUAAGAUUUUUUAAAAGCCUGUAAAUAUAAAGCAAUUAAGAUAAACCAGCUGGCUGGGAGCUGUGCAACUAGCAGGAGUGCUGCCCCUUACCUGAGGACUUUAUUACAGUAGCAUGGCCCGAGGGCAUCUCCAGCUGUUCAUUGGCCUUGUUACUGCAGAAAGUACAAUAAGAAAAA
Molecule: messenger RNA, 1968 nt
Organism: Spea bombifrons (plains spadefoot toad)
Lineage: Eukaryota; Metazoa; Chordata; Amphibia; Anura; Pelobatidae
Gene: ARFIP1
Product: ADP ribosylation factor interacting protein 1
Exons: 10
Coding region: 137-1339 (400 amino acids)
Biological process (GO): regulation of Arp2/3 complex-mediated actin nucleation; intracellular protein transport
Cellular component (GO): trans-Golgi network membrane
Molecular function (GO): protein domain specific binding; phospholipid binding
Source: RefSeq, a predicted model, not a curated record